Messenger RNA from Salvelinus sp. IW2-2015, 881 nucleotides. Lineage: Eukaryota; Metazoa; Chordata; Actinopteri; Salmoniformes; Salmonidae. The record is from RefSeq and is a predicted model, not a curated record.
UGCAAGGCACAGCGCGGCAGAGUGCACACGUGGAAUCGACUCUCAGCUGAUGAACUACAGUCUAUCUAACUAAGGAGCUGGGCUUUGUCUUAAAAUACCUUUUUCUUGUAGGCGACAGACAGCUCAGCUUUCGUGUCCAGUCAAUACUUGACACUCAGCCUACAGAGAUCACCCAGAGAGUUUGAUUACCAACUGGAUUGACUGACUGACAGAAGUGUGUGAGAGAGAGAGGAGCAAGCCGGAGGGAUAUACAAGACGCCCUGGAGUAUCUGACCGGUGGAAAGAUGACAUCCAAGUCAUCCAGGCAGGGCAGACCCUCCUCGGCAGGGUCCAAGCAGCCUUCUCAGAGGAAGGAGUGCCCAGCAGGUAAUCGCUCCUGUAUGCUGCGGGUCGGGGAGAGGCUUAUGAGGGCUGGGAGUGAGGGGAACCUACAUGCUGUGAGACCCAAACCUGCCCAGCAGACACCACUGGAGGGGGGACACCAAAAGUCCGGCUCCAUCACAGCCAAAGAGUCAGGAAACAACAACCCAAGACUGUCAUCACCUGAGGAUGUAAAGCGCCUCCACAGACAGCAGAACCUAGAGAACCAGAACCACCACUCUGAGCCACACUCCCCUAGCACUGUCCCCAGAAGGUACACCAUCGGAGGGCAAGGGCACCGCAGCACCAGGGACCCCCUGACUAUGCAGCACGCUGACAUAGAGAGGAAGAAAGAGGUGUUCCUGGAGCACCUGAAGCAGAGGUAUCCUCACCAUGCUGCUGUCAUCAUGGGCCAUCAGGACCACCUCAUGGGCCAUCAGGACCGCCUCAGAGAUCGAUUAGAGGAGAUCAAAGUGGGCCGUUUGAGCAAACUAAUGCUUGGACCCAGCUUUCAUCCCUAG